Triticum aestivum (bread wheat) is the source of this 1342-nucleotide messenger RNA. RefSeq lists its product as uncharacterized. The record is from RefSeq and is a predicted model, not a curated record. NCBI's taxonomy places the organism in Eukaryota, Viridiplantae, Streptophyta, Magnoliopsida, Poales, Poaceae. The transcript is spliced from 2 exons. Bases 124 to 1086 code for a protein of 320 amino acids.
GCACCUACCCGAAACAUAUAUAGAAACGGCCCGCCCCCGUGCCAGAUACACGCUACUCCAAAAACCUGCAACUGAUUUGGAAAACUGGUGGCCAACGCACGAGCGGCGGCGAGCCCAAUCUCCAUGCUUAUUCCGACGUCACAGCAACCGCCGGAGCCGCCGAUCAUGGGGUCCUCGCCGACGUCGUACAAGAAGGCCACGGCGGCGCUGGACGAGGCGGCGAGGGCGCGGCUGCGCGGCCCGUUCUUCUGCGGCACCACGCCGUCCGCCUCCGGGCAGGAGGACGUCGACGACGACGACGGCCUGGUGGAGCUGGUGCACGAGUUCUACAACGGGUACGGCGAGGACGCCGUCGCCAAGGAAGCCGUGCCGCCGCGGCCCGCUAGUACCACGUGGGCCGACGCGCUGCGGACGGCGCUGGCAGAUGCGACGGCCGACGCGGCAGCGGCGCGGAUCCGCGCCGAGGCGGAGCGCGCCGUCGUCGGUGCGGGGCCGAACGUCGCUGGCGGUGAAGGGGUCAGGAAGCACGUCGCCGAGCGGCUCCGUGCCAGAGGGUUCGAUGCCGGUGUCUGCAGAUCGUCGUGGGAAAGAAGCAGCAGCGUGCCGGCGGGCAGCUACGAGUACGUGGACGUGGUGAUCACAGCGGGCGCGUCGGCGUCUCGGUACAUCGUCGAGGUCAACAUCGCCGCCGAGUUCGAGACGGCGAGGCCCAGCGCCGAGUACCAGGAGCUCCUCCUCGCCCUGCCCACGGUGCUCGUGGCGAGGCCGGAGACGUUCAAGGAGGUGGCCGCGGCAAUGUGCGCGGCGGCGGCCGAGUCCAUCCGGGGCGCGGGCAUGCACGUGCCGCCGUGGAGGCGCGCGCGGUACGUGCAGGCCAAGUGGUCCGGCAAGUACAAGCGAGCGGCGGCCGUGGCCGCGCCGUCGGGGUCGCCAUGGGAAGCAGGGGCGAGCAGCACUGCAGCGGCCGAAGCUCGCCCGCGCCGCGGCGUGCCGGCGUCCGGCGGCCCGAAGCAUUGCGGGAUGGAGAUGGGCCGCAGGGAGAUGGCGUUCGGGAGCACGGGGCGGCUGAUGUUCAGAGGGUUGUGACACGCUGCUGCUGCAUGCGUUGAUGACGUGUCCGAUGCUAUACGAUCGGAUGAGACGACUGUCUGUUUUUUUUGGCCUCUUUGGCUUGCCGGCUGUGGGAAUUUAUUUGUUUUUGUACGUAUCUUAUUAUUUUCUUGUGGAUGGCUUGUAGGCUGUAGGGUUCUUGCUGGUCAGGGGUUGCGUGGAAGUGUAUGUUUUGGGAGGUUUAUCUGACCAAUGAAAAAUAAUUAAUUGUAAGGCACAUGUUCCAUCGAAA